This is a messenger RNA of Oreochromis niloticus (Nile tilapia), 2512 nucleotides long. RefSeq names its product regulator of G protein signaling 7 binding protein a (gene rgs7bpa). The coding region runs from base 804 to 1559 and encodes 251 amino acids. Lineage: Eukaryota; Metazoa; Chordata; Actinopteri; Cichliformes; Cichlidae. The transcript is spliced from 6 exons. The record is from RefSeq and is a predicted model, not a curated record.
AGUUGAUGGGCCCUAUUAGUAUUCGCGUCCUUUGGGUGCGCAGUGUUGCCAGCCACGUCAGGCCUGUAGCAACUGUUCUUCUACUGCCUCUCCAAGGUUAGAUAUAGGCCCUUCCUAAUAGCUGGAAACACUCAAGGAAACAGACUGGGAGCCGACUUGAGACCGCGAGAGCAGGAAUUAAGUUUUUCAACGUUUUCCGGCACAGUUGUACGCUUAGAAAUUGUCGGCUUGGACACUGGCCGUGUUAUUUCGUCUCAAUAGGAGGUUGUAUAGCUAAGAAAAGACCGUUACCGUCCGUCUUAUUGGUGCUUAAUGGAAACGCGCAAUCAUAAAAAAUGGUUGCAUUUGGAGAAUAUCCGUGAAUGCGAUCGUUCCCUCUUGACAUCGGUGCGUCAGAAAAGACACCUCAGCUAGCUGGAGUCCGGGUUGGGUGUGAAGUCUUCACUGUGCACCGUGUGCUGCUGGAGUGAAGGUGACUUGCGCCCCGUCGCAGUCAAGGCAAUGCGGAGAGGAGUCACGGGCGCUCAUCCGGUACUUUACCUGCGCUCUAGGGCUCUUCUUGGGAAAAAAUUGCUACCUUUCCCACAUUAGGAGGAAAGAACGUAAGACAUAGAGCAAUAAUAGCGUUCGAGGUUCAACACAGCCAAUAGCUGGCGAAGGUGAACUGAGCGUAAAUCGAGGAGAGAAUAAGGUGAACAGUAAGGUGCAGGGUGGUAAGGCAGGAAGAGAGAAAGUGGUGGAGUUUGGGGGGAUAAGACCAAAUCGUUCUGUCUUAGGGCUGUUUUAAUAGUGGAUGUGUAUGCAUGAGUUCUGCAUCGAAUGGGCGCAAAAAUCGCCCCAGAUCCGCCGGGAACAUCUUCCAGAUCGGCAAGCCUCCUUAUCGAGACUCACAAAGGAGGGAGAGCACCGAAAGUACCCGCAAAGCCCAGCGCGCCGUGGCCGACUGCAGAAUGAUCGUCCAAGAAUUCAAUACACUUGUGGCUCUGUACCGUGAGCUGGUCAUCUCAAUUGGCGAGAUCACUGUCGACUGUCCUUCGUUACGGGCCGAAAUGCUCAAGACCCGAACCAAAGGCUGCGAAAUGGCGCGAGCGGCACACCACAGUCUCUCCUUGAUAUCGGGGCCAGAGGACGGGGAAAUCCACCCUGAGAUCUGUAGGCUCUUCAUCCAGCUGCAGUGCUGUCUGGAGAUGUACAUCACAGAGAUGCUCAAAUCUGUGUGCUUGCUGGGAUCGCUGCAGCUCCACAGGAAAGGUAAGGACUCAUGUGGCCCUCCUGGCUUAGAUGGUAAAACGGAGGAAAGCUCAGACAUCCCCAUUCUGGAGGACACCUCUUCCUCCCCCACUGACUGUCCUCAGCUCUGCUGGCUGGUGGCCACUGACAUAGAAAACAUAGAAAAGGAUAUGAGGGAGAUGAAGAACCUUCUCAGUAAACUCAGGGAGACAAUGCCUUUACCACUGAAGAACCAAGAUGACAGCAGUUUGCUGAACCUGACUCCCUACCCACUAGUCCGACAGAGGAAGAGGCGGUUCUUUGGGCUCUGUUGCCUGGUAACCAGCUAAGGGCCCCGCCUUUGUGGGUAGGAGGCGGCAACAAAGACACCAUUACCCACUGUCCUUCACCACUUGUGUCUCCCACCAAUCUAUUACUGCCAUUUUCAAAUAAAUUGUCUCUUUCUCUUUUUUUUAACGGCUGCCCAUUUUAUAAUUUUAUUUUGUAAUACGAAGAAGAAUUGUAACUGCAGUGUAAUGAAAACAAAAGUCAUGAACAUAUAUUUUAAGAUAUUUUGCAACAGAUUUUCCCCUUUUUUGGUAAACGAAGUGCGAUAUCUGCUUGUCUGAUGUAAAAGGGAAUGAGAGUUUGUCUGAAAUGAUAAUAUCAAUGUUCUGUUACUUCCACAAGCCUGAGUGAAUGAAGUGGAUUUAUGUUUUUAUUUUUAAAAAAAGGGAAUCUAAAUGUCCAUUUUGUCAGAAAUAAUGUGAUAACUUAUGAACAGAUGCCAUUCACACAUCUGAGGACGGCUCUUGCAAUGACAAAGUUUUACUGUCGUUUGUCUAAGCUGAAAUGACAGGUUUGUGAAGAAUACGUUUGUGUAUUACAGUCUCCGUUUUCUGUUCCUUGCUGUUUUUCUUCUCAAUGUACUUAAUUUAGUCUUCCAUAAAACAAGAACCUGUACCCAACUUAAACUUUCCAGCUUCAAAAUGGAAUAGAUGAUACAAUAGUCAAAAGAAAACUUAUUUGCACACAAUAUCUAUCUAUAAAUCGAGACAUUAGACUUGUAUAUACACAUACUCUUUACGCAAUGCUCUCUGAAUUAUUUUCAAGGUUGCACGUGGUUAGUAAAGAAGCUGUUGGUAUAAGCAGAGAGCAUCUCUCUCUCUCUGGGGCAGUCAAGCAGACAGAGCGCAGCUUAUUAAAUAUAGUGAUCACUGUUUAUGGCAAGCUGAAGGUACAGUAGUCAAAGCUGAUAUAGGUCAUUUUACAUUGUUAAUAAAACUUUUGUUAUUGAAACUCA